UCUAGACUAGCACAUGAUGGGAAUCAGCCAAUGGCUCCGUUGCUCUCCUCGGGGGCCCCGUGUGUAUGAAUGUAUGUGUGUGUAGCCUAUCUGAAGAAGAAAAAGGGGGAAUCGACGAAAGAAAUGGUCGAGGAAUGCCAGCCUAAUUUACGAGUCCUGAUCAUGGAAUAGUAGCAUAUCCUUUAAGAUUGCACAGCGCAAAGGAUCCGACGAGAGUCACCUUGUUUCUUCAGGCGUUCAAAAUCGCUGGUUUAGUUUGUCGCGAAGACUGGAUUAUGAAUUAUGUUUGAUUAUUUCUUCGCAGAGGGAAGUUUAUACGCUAAUAGGUUAGGCGAUCCGAAGCAGUUCAAAGUCCAAAGAAGAAGGAAAGAAAUCUAAACAAAGCUAUCGACCGAGAAGAAUACUACGUCUUUGGUGAGCCUCUGCAUUCAUCAUUUCUUUCUAUCGUUCUUUUGCCUACCCAUCUGAAAACCAAACAGCUAUAGCCUACUGCGACUUUGAAAUGGACAACCGCAAUAUCCUGGUAGCCUAGUCAAGCAGUAAAUGCUACGAAGCGACCCAAAAGGUUCAUGUCGUAGGCUACCACUUCAGUUAUAGGUUAGGCUCCGUGGAAUUCCUGUAACAGAAUCUCCUCUUUGAUACAACAUUACGUUAGCUACAAUUGUAGCUUGCAUUCUAGCUAAUGUUGUGGUUCGGCCACAAACAUACUGCCCCCGGCUGUGCUUACACUGCACGGCGUUCAGGCUACAGAAUAUUGAUGUGGCACGACGACCAUAUCACGAUUUUCAGUCGCAAGAAUCGUGAGCAAACAUAAAGGACGCAUAAAAAUAGAAGAAAGUGUCGUAUGUUCAGGUCGAAACGCUCAGGUCUUGCACGGCGACUCUGGAGAAGCCGUUUGAUUCCAGACACGGAUGGGGAAGAUGGAAGUUGUAGUAAAAGCAGUGAAGGGGGUCGGGAUGAAUCGUUUGACAACAAUCCAGAGAAAAUACCCAAAACGGAAUAUAUGCCGAUGACAAGGGUUGCAAACCCCGGGAGAGUGUACAGCAGGAAUCUAGAAAGUAGGGAAGCGAGUGUCAUUUUGGACAAUGAUUGUGACACUAUGUGUGUCCUUGAGCAUGGAUGCCCCAGGUCUUCGCAAGGAACCGAUGGUAGGGGGGUUACUUGUUGUUUGUUUAAAGAUCUGGACCACAGUCGACCUAGAAGUCCAGUGUCGACCAGGACUAAAGACAUUAUUCCUUGUCAGCUGAUAUGGCGGAACCGUAGUCUCCGCGAAUCUGUCAGCGUGGACAGGAGAGACGUAAAAACACGGGCAGCGGUGGAUCAAGAGCUCAAGCGGGCCACUUACGCUUUUCUAAAGAAACUGAAUGAAAAGUCGCUGGAUAUUUUGCUGGAGGCCGUGGAGUCCCGAGGCGCAAUGCUGAGCCACUGCGUGAUGGCAUCGCAGACGGAGCUGCGUAUCGGAAGCCAGACGGCGCCUCCACAGUACCUGCUCAGCAAACUCUACCGCUGGCCCGACCUGCAGCGCACAACCCAGCUCAAGCCACUGUGCCAGUGUCGGAGUUUUUGGGGUUUGGAGAACCAAUCGGUGUGCUGCAACCCCUACCACUACAGCCGCAUGUGUGGACCAGAAUCACCUCCCCCUCCCUACUCACGGCUCUCCCCUUCAGCAGAACCCAAGCCACUGGAUCAGACAGAUCCACUUUUGUCCUACACUGAAAAUGAGGCCACCCACCCUGUGAAACCCAGGGACAACUCAGACAGCAGCACGUCGCCGGACCCCCUGAAGCAGAGCCACUGGUGCAGCGUGGCCUACUGGGAGAACCGCACGCGCGUGGGCCGCCUCUACACAGUGGACGAGCACUCGCUCAGCAUCUUCUACGACCUACCUCAGGGCACGGGCUUCUGCCUGGGCCAGCUGGGCCUGGAGCAGCGCAGCAGCUCGGUGCAGCGCACGCGCGGCAAGAUCGGCUACGGCAUCCUGCUCAGCAAGGAGCCGGACGGCGUGUGGGCCUACAACCGCAGCCAGCACCCCAUCUUCGUCAACUCGCCCACGCUGGACAUUCCCCACGGCGGCCGGAGCCUGGUGGUGCGCAAGGUCAUGCCGGGCUACUCCAUCAAGGUGUUCGACUACGACAAGUCGUGCCACCUGCGGCGCGCGGAGGAGCCCGAGCACCUGGACGGGCCGUACGACCCCAACAGCGUGCGCAUCAGCUUCGCUAAAGGCUGGGGACCCUGCUACUCUCGACAGUUCAUCACUUCCUGCCCAUGUUGGCUUGAGAUCCUCCUUAACAACAGAUAGCAAACAACCAUAACACUAUCCGAAAUGUAAUCUACCUAGAUUUAAUAUAAAGUUUUAUAUUAUAUAUAUAUGUGUAUAUAUAUAUAUGUAUAUGUAUAUGUGUAUGUAUAUAUGUAUAUAUAUGUAUACAUAUAUGUAUAUAUAUGUAUGUAUUAUGAGAAAUAUAUUACACUUGUAAAUAAUGAGUCAUUUUUACAAAACGUGAUUAUUUAUGUAUGGUGCAAUGCGUAUACGGAUGAAGUUAAGAGAAACCGGAUAAUGCACUUUUGAUUCUCUAUAUUUUACAUAUAUAGAGUCUCUCAAUGCCAUUUUGAGAAGUCACUCAAAAGAAAACGAAGAUAAAACCUGGUUUUGGUGUAUAGUUUUUGUAUACUAUCAAUGCCCAGACAAAAAAGCUAAGGCCAUUCACACAUUGAUAAUAAAGUAUUCAUAUAAGAUUGCA
Molecule: messenger RNA, 2741 nt
Organism: Sardina pilchardus (European sardine)
Lineage: Eukaryota; Metazoa; Chordata; Actinopteri; Clupeiformes; Clupeidae
Gene: smad6a
Product: SMAD family member 6a
Exons: 4
Coding region: 845-2299 (484 amino acids)
Biological process (GO): SMAD protein signal transduction; cell differentiation; anatomical structure morphogenesis
Cellular component (GO): heteromeric SMAD protein complex
Molecular function (GO): I-SMAD binding; transcription regulator inhibitor activity
Source: RefSeq, a predicted model, not a curated record